Messenger RNA from Penicillium macrosclerotiorum, 1377 nucleotides. RefSeq lists its product as uncharacterized. Lineage: Eukaryota; Fungi; Ascomycota; Eurotiomycetes; Eurotiales; Aspergillaceae. The record is from RefSeq and is a predicted model, not a curated record. The coding region runs from base 1 to 1377 and encodes 458 amino acids. The transcript has 4 exons.
AUGUCUGGACCCUCAGGAGUAGGAAUCGAUUGCCAUGAUCUUUCGUCGAAUCCCCGCUUCUUGUUUCGCCAGCCUCGCGCGCUACAGUGGUUCGAGAACGGCCGUCUGGUGAAACGCCAUGACGAAGAAAGACAAGCAGGUCGCUUCGAGCUUUUUCUCGAUUUACUUUACGUUGCGAUCCUCUCCAACUUCGCGGAUACCCUUGUGGAAGACAUAUCAGGCGCAAAGCUUGUGAAGUACAUUCUCAUCCUAUCUCCAUCAUGGCACGUAUGGAGUGACCUACGCGAGCUGAUGAACUCCUUCUACAACGAUGACCUUCUGCAGCGUGUGAUCAUUCUGUGGGUGAUGGCUACGCUAGUUGUUUAUGGCAAUAAUGCGCCUCUCGUUGAUGAAGACAUUGGCGCGAUGCGCUCCGCAGUCGGCGCUUACAUGAUCGCUCGUUUGACAUGCAAUUUGGCCCAUCUCUACUACUCUUUUGCCAGCUACCACCACCGGGCUCAGCAGCGUCUCUGGGUGGUGCUAUCCACCUUAUUCCUUUGCUUGUACAUUCCACUAUUCUUUGAGUCGGUCUCUAUUCGCGGGAAAAUUGCCGCCACCGCCGUGGCUAUCUUUGUUGAAGAGGUUACCUGGAUAUUUUGUUACUCUCCCGCUGCAAAGAAACUUCUCCAAGCCAAAUACACGACUGCAGUUGAUAUCAACCACGAGGUUGAUCGAUACGCCGCAUUCUAUAUUAUCGCUCUUGGCGAGUUUCUCUAUCUGAUCAUUGUGGGGUCACCUGCCGCGAUCGGGCUGAACGAGAGACUGCUCCGUGCCGUUUGGACGUUAAUCAUCGCGUUCUGUCUUAACUGGUUGUAUGUUCAUAAUGACGGUUCUGUUGAGAAUGACCAUCCACUGCGCCACAGUAUCUACACCGCAUUUGCAUUUGCUUUGAUCCAUCUUCCUCUGAUUGCCAGCCUUUUGGCUGGUGGUCAUGUAGCUGCAGCAUCUGUGGCCGAAAAAGAGUUCGAGGAUGCGCAGCGGUGGCUCCUUUGUGCAGGCCUCGGCACUGGAAUCAUUUGUCUGUACAUCUUCGCAUUGAUGCAUGGGUCUAGAGAUGAACCUGGGACGUUGUUCCUAGAUAAGCCCCUCCGUUUGAUCAUGCGGCCUAUAACCGGCAUUAUUCUUAUUUUAUUGCCUCUAGCUCAUGACCUUGGUGCUACUUCUGUCCUAUCAAUCAUCAUGGCACUCUUUGUGUUCUGCGUACUUUGGGAAACCAUUGCCUCUCUACGGAAAAAUGCGUGCUUUUUCGAACAGUGGGAAGAUACCGAGUACCCCGAGAAACGACAAACUAGAGGCGACAGAGAGGAUUACAAAACAAGCGAAACUAAAGAGGCUUAA